Messenger RNA from Oppiella nova, 327 nucleotides. Lineage: Eukaryota; Metazoa; Arthropoda; Arachnida; Sarcoptiformes; Oppiidae. The record is from the annotation of a GenBank genome assembly.
CUGUUUGUGAACCAAGAGAGUGAUAACCUCUGGUGGGAUGCGUUCGCCACUGAGUUCUUCGAAGACGACGCCACUCUUACGCUCACCUUUUGCUUAGAGGACGGACCCAAACGAUACACCAUCGGUCGAACUCUGAUCCCGCGAUACUUCCGGAGUAUCUUCGAGGGCGGCGUAACGGAGCUGUCCAUCAAUCUGAAGCACCCGAAGGAGUCGUUCCACACGACGUCCCUUACGCUGGACUGCGACCACUGCUCUAUCAUCACCCAUCACGGCAAGCACUACAACAAGUCUCAGAGCAGAGCGAGUAUCGAUUUAAUGCUCCGGUAG